This is a messenger RNA of Cylicocyclus nassatus, 600 nucleotides long. NCBI's taxonomy places the organism in Eukaryota, Metazoa, Nematoda, Chromadorea, Rhabditida, Strongylidae. The record is from the annotation of a GenBank genome assembly.
AUGUGGGUACUGCUCCCAUGCCCCACCAUCAAACAACGAUACAUCUCAACUGUGAAAGUAUGCAAAUUGUUGACGAAGCCGUACAAGACUACCGAAAUGGGCGAUGGAGCAGGAGGCAAAGUACCUCGUAGAUCUGUAGAAAUGUCAUCACUUUCCAGGCCAGUCAUAGAAAUGACCAUUCCAUCUGUAGUCGAUAGGUCAUUAGUGCCUGACGAUCGCUCUCAUGUGAUGUCUUUAUUCACGCAAUAUACACCUUACACAUUGAAGGAUGGACCAUGGAGCGAUGAGCGGAAAGAACAGUAUGCAAAGCAUGUCUUCAACGAGAUAGACAAGUACGCUCCUAAUUUCUCAUCUUCAAUCAUCGGGUACGAAGUACUGUCACCUCCUGAUAUCGAGAAAGUUUUCGGACUUAUUGGAGGGAACGUAUUUCAUGGAUCAAUGUCCUUGGAUCAAUUGUAUUUCACUAGACCAGUAUCCCGGUAUAGCAAUUACACUACACCCAUAAAAGGCUUAUACUUGUGCGGAAGCGGUCCACAUCCAGGAGGAGGAGUCACUGGAGCUCCAGGAAGGCUUGCAGCACUGGUUGCCUUACAGCAAUGA